This is a messenger RNA of Colletotrichum orchidophilum, 1458 nucleotides long. RefSeq names its product cyclin. Gene Ontology annotation, molecular function: cyclin-dependent protein serine/threonine kinase regulator activity; protein kinase binding. The record is from RefSeq and is a predicted model, not a curated record. Gene Ontology annotation, biological process: regulation of cyclin-dependent protein serine/threonine kinase activity. Gene Ontology annotation, cellular component: cyclin-dependent protein kinase holoenzyme complex; nucleus. Lineage: Eukaryota; Fungi; Ascomycota; Sordariomycetes; Glomerellales; Glomerellaceae. Bases 1 to 1458 code for a protein of 485 amino acids. The transcript has 2 exons.
AUGGCAGCUGUAAUCGGUGACUACGUCUCUGAUCCCUCCCGUUUCCAUAACAUGAUUGCCACCCCAGGCAUUCAGCACCAACACUCGCACGAUUCCCAUUAUCGAUCCUCGAGUCGGUCAAGAGACGUUCCUACCCACCACACCUCCACGAGCCCGAGAUACCAUCCCUCUACGAGUACUCCGCCUACCCGUCAAAGGCACUCUGAACAAGACUCGGCCGAGAAGCACGCGCCGCCUAGCGGAGGUGCAUCUCGCUUCCCCUCGCCUCCAUCAUCUUCGUCGCCAACAGGUGCUAGGCCUCAGCAUGCUGAUAGCCCCGCAUACAUGGCAACCGAUUCUCGCGACGCCGGCAAUGCUGGUUCCGUAGUCGCCUCCGAACAGGCUCACCCCUCCCCUAGUCAGGAGCAACAUCAGCAGCAGCCUUCGCCCGCGUCCGAUGUCAACGGUAUUGCCGGCGUCACGACCUCAUACCCCCUCUCUGACAACUCAUCCCCCGUGCAGCAACCGCAGGGCCAGACGAUCCAUAUCCGCGAUUUGGCUCAUAUCCAGAGUCUCGCCAAGGCCGACCUAUUGUCAGGUAACGGACCCGGGAUAUUGAAUGAUCCGCCACUGCAGGCUAUGAAGUACGAGAUUAGUGCCAUGCCUAUCGGCGACAUUAUCGAGAUGGUCGCUGCUCUUCUCACCAAGAUCACCACCACCAACGACCUACAGCAUGACGCUAUGCAGCGCAACGUUGCGCAUCAGCAGCAGGCAAGCCAGAAUAACGAGUCAGGCAACGGCACGCAAAUGAGCCCGUUGAGCACGUCUGUGCUUGCUUUUCAUGGCAAGAACAUCCCUGCCAUCACAAUUCUGAGCUACUUGUCCCGCAUUCACAAGUACUGCCCGACCACCUACGAGGUGUUUUUAAGUUUACUAGUCUACUUUGAUCGCAUGACGGAGCGAGUCAACGAAAUGGUGGUCAAGCACGAGGAGGCGCGGAGGGUUUCUACUUCGCUGCCAACUCCAAGGGCACCGCCGGCCGAUGUCGAAAUGCGUGACGAAGACGACGAAACAGACUCGGAUCUUGCCGACGACGAUGAUUCGGACGAACAGAAUACAAAGGCGAGCGAGAGUACCGGUAGCAUCAUACCUCUGACAACGCCUCAAAGCGCACCACCGGCGACGUACUUUGUUGUCGACAGCUUUAAUAUCCACCGCCUAGUUAUCGCAGGCGUGACUUGCGCCAGCAAGUUUUUCUCUGAUGUCUUCUACACCAACUCUAGAUACGCCAAGGUCGGUGGACUUCCGUUAGCCGAACUCAACCAUCUCGAGCUGCAGUUUCUCCUGUUGAACGACUUCCGACUGGCGGUUCCCGUCGAAGACCUCGAGGCAUAUGCAACUAUGUUGGUCGAGUUCUACGCACGGGAAGUGGUGGCACAGCGACCACGUCCUACUACUGUUGGCGCUGGCGAUUCCUAA